AUGGUAUGGGGGCAUGAUUUGGGGAGACAGGAGGAAGAGCUGCAAACUAGACGAGAGGCAGGUUCAAGGUCUCGCUCUGUGGAAUUUGCCCCACAGAUUCUUGAUCAUCCCUCCAACCUUGUGGUACGGAAGGACCAACCAGCCACCCUGAACUGUCGUGCUGAUGGAAAUCCAGCUCCCACCAUUGAAUGGUAUCGCAACGGAAAGUAUGUGAAACCCAGCAAAGAUGAUGCUACUUCCCAGCCUACCCUCCUGCCAGAUGGGUCCCUCUUCUUCCUCCGACUCAGCCAGGAGAAGGGAAAAUCAGAUGAGGGUAUAUACCAUUGCCUGGCCAGGAAUCAUCUGGGUAAAGCCAUGAGUAAAAAUGCAUCACUCUAUUUAGAAGCCCUAGAAGAGGAAUUCCGACUUCAUCCUAGUGACUUGAAGGUGACAAAUGGGAAUUCGUGGUUCUUGGAGUGUGUGCCUCCACUGGGACAUCCUGAGCCCACCAUCUCAUGGAAGAAGAAUGGAGUGCCCUUAAGUGCAGAAAAUGGCCAUUAUGAGUUCUCGAAAGAAAAACUUCUGGUAGCCCAUGCUCAGAAGAGUGAUGCAGGAGCAUAUGCCUGUCUGGCUGUCAAUCAAGUAGGAGAGCAAGUGAGCAGAGCAGCCAUGGUCACUGUCUUUGAUCCACUGGAUACCAGGCAGAAGGAAUGGAACAGACCAAAAGAUGUUGCAAAGGAACUGAUGGAUAUCAUAGUUUGCCUAGUAAAUGUGACCAUUGUCCCCUCUGCUCCAGCUGCCCACCUGCAUUGGAAGGUCACCCCAGCUUCCCAGCCCAUAGAGGCUUACAAGGUAUUCUAUCAUUCUCUGCUGCCCACAAAAAUGCACUGGGCUGAAUGGGAUGUCGCAAGAGACCAACAGACGAUUAUUCCUGGACUUGAAAGAGGUUACAAGUAUGAGUUCAAGGUGCGACCGUAUUUGGGGAAGAUCCACGGCACCGACAGCAACGUGAGACAACUGUACAUCCCAGAGGAAGGUCUGGUUCCUUGGCAAUGAAACACAUCCAGGAUUUAACAGGACAGUAGAUGGAGACACGCAUAGUCUGGAAACAACAGGACUCCCAAAUGGGCAUAAAUACUGUGUGAAGGUAGCCGCAAUCAAUGGAGCAGGUGUUGGAGUAGCUAGCCAUCCUGUAUGUGGCACUGCAGACCCCAUAGUGGAGAAGAUGGCGAAGAGCUCGGACUUUCUGUCAGCUAACUACAUGCUGGAAGUAGUGCGUCAGCCCGUCUUCAUUGCCAGCAUAGGUUCGGCCCUCUGGAUCAUGUUGAUGGUGCUGGCGGUUUAUGUCUGCCAGCAACAAGCCAGGCAGUUUGGUUGCGGAAGACGCUACGCCCUUGGGGAAGGACUGUACAGGAAUGCAAGCGAUGACACUAUCAUCAAACACAGGAUAGACUCCAGUGAUUCUCCUUGGCUUUCAAAUACAUGGAAAUCCACAUCUGGUUCCAAGAAUUACAGUACCAGCAGCAGCCUCAGUAGCCAACUUCUGUGGAUGGAAUCCAAAGACAGCCAAGAAUUCCACAAAUCUACAGUGUCCUUUGAUAGGCAAAGUCAAGGGUCACGAAUCCAGACUGCUCCUUUGGUGCCCGAUAGCAGCAACAGUAGCCCAUAUGGAGCUUUCCGCAUGAACCUUCCUGCAAAAGACCUCAAGGCCUUCUACAGUUCUUUGCCAUACCUUUCCAAUCCUAACCUAAAAAGUAUGGCGUUAACACAAGCUGGUGAGCUCAUGUCUCAUGGCAGCCAGAACCUGAGGACUGAUCGUGCUAGUGGCCAAGGAAGAACACAACAAGGGCCAUGGAAGGCAGCUGGUUCCCUGUCCCCAAAUCGUACCAUCAGAGGAUCCUGGGUCAAAUAUGACAAAAAGGAGCUGCAACAGGUGCACAGCACACCCAUGUCCCCAUCUGGAUUCUCAGCAGACUGGAGCAACCAUAGCAGCCCAAGGAGUGUUGUCAGUUCUGGAAAGCAUCAAAGAGUCCAUGGUAAGAGAAGAAACGUUUGCCUCAAGGUUUGGGGCAAAGACUCCGUCAGUUGA
Thamnophis sirtalis is the source of this 2068-nucleotide messenger RNA. The record is from RefSeq and is a predicted model, not a curated record. NCBI's taxonomy places the organism in Eukaryota, Metazoa, Chordata, Lepidosauria, Squamata, Natricidae.